AUGAGUUACUCAAAGUUGCUUCUGCUCUUGUUUGGAUUUGUAGUUCUGAUCACUCCAUCUCUCUCGGAAUACCAUGACCAACCUAAGCCACCCACCACCCCCACUUACAAGCCCCCAUCAGCUCCCGUUAAGAAACCACCACCCCCAAUUUACACACCACCACAAAACAAACCUCCAACCAAAUUACCACCACCCCAUCAUUACAAACCAAUUGUGCCUCCCAGAGAAUUGAGGAGUCCACCGCCUUAUAAGAAGCCAUCACCGAAUCUGCCACCUCCUGUUGUCGCGAAACCACCGCCUUAUAAGAACCCAUCACCGACUCUGCCACCUCCUGUUGUCGCCAAACCACCGCCUUAUAAGAACCCAUCACCGACUCUGCCACCUCCUGUUGUCGCCAAACCACCACCUCAACACAAGCCAACACCAGCUACUGGUCACUAUCCGGGACACCCUCCAUCGAAGAACCCUGAGCACAAGCACAAGCCGGAAGGAAAGGUUGUCCCACCUCCGACUCCAUACAAGAAGCCGCCAAGAGCAUACAAGCCGCCGCACAAGCCCCCAACUCCACCUAACCAUUAUUGA
This is a messenger RNA of Rosa rugosa (rugosa rose), 582 nucleotides long. Its product is annotated as proline-rich extensin-like protein EPR1. The transcript has a single exon. The coding region runs from base 1 to 582 and encodes 193 amino acids. The record is from RefSeq and is a predicted model, not a curated record. NCBI's taxonomy places the organism in Eukaryota, Viridiplantae, Streptophyta, Magnoliopsida, Rosales, Rosaceae.